This is a messenger RNA of Anisakis simplex (herring worm), 291 nucleotides long. The record is from the annotation of a GenBank genome assembly. Lineage: Eukaryota; Metazoa; Nematoda; Chromadorea; Rhabditida; Anisakidae.
AUGGCCAUGAUUGGUGUGCUCUACAUCAAUCUUCAUGGUUCAGAAACACAAGCGCUUUUGCCGUAUGAUCAGUAUAUGCAUCGUUUUGCUGCUUACUUCCAGCAAGGUGAUAUGGAGAGCAAUGGUAAAUUCGUGACGAGAGAUGGAUCUCGAGUGGACUAUUCGACCGGUCCAAUUGUUUGGGGUGAGCCGGGUACGAAUGGCCAGCAUGCCUUCUAUCAACUCAUCCACCAAGGUUCAUCUCAUGGAGAUAUCUUUACGGAUUAUAUCAGAUAUUUGCUAGCUUUAUAG